UCGCGUUUGACGCUCAGGAAGUGGACUAAACCACCUAAGAUUCCCGCAGAUUCGAUAACGAUAGUCCCGAUGUUACGAACGUGUCCACACUAACCUAAAUAUUUGCUUAAAUAUUUUUGGUGGGAUAUUGAAGACGAUAAUGCUGGAUGGUUGCGCUCAUGAAAUUCACCAGAGACAUAUGCAGGCUGUUGGGUCUCGGGAGCGGCCCCCCUGUUCAGCAGCAGGAGGAACAGAUGGACUGUGGUGCCGCAACCCCUGAACCAAGUGAUGAUGCCACUUUGUUACAGGAUGCAUUAAAUGGAGAGGAGGAUUUGAGUGAGGAGGAGAAGGUCAGACGGAGGGCAGAGCGACGCAGAGCCAAGAGGAAGCGCCGUAGGAAACGUAAGAAGCAGGAGCAGGUUAAGCAAAACGAGAGUGCUGAACAGGAUGAUGAAGACGAAGACGGAGGUGCGGAGUCUGAAUUGGAUGAGAGCGAGUCAGAAGCAGAGGUUAACGCUGAAGAGGAGAAACAAGUACAGAAAGAGGAGAAAAAGGAGGCAAAAUCAGUCGCCUCACAGAAGUACGAUACCGCUCCUCUCAUGGCUCCCUCAGGAAUCAAAGGGCAUCAGAAGACCCAAGCCAGGUCCGCUGAAGAGGAGCCAGAGUGGGAUGUGAGCAGUGCCUUCUUUGCUAAUGCUGCUAGCCAUAUCAAACCCAAAGGAUCAUGUCGCAAGUCCAAAGAAAACAAGGAGAACGAGGACAGGAGAGAGACAAACGGAACUGACACCAUGACUAAGAAAAGUGCAUCACUGACAGAAAAAGGGAUAAAGCUUGUGCAAGAGGGGCAGUACUCGCAAGCUGUCAGUAUGUUUACAGAAGCCAUCAAAUGUGAUCCAAAGGAUUACAGGUUCUUUGGGAAUCGUUCUUAUUGCUAUUACUGCUUGGAGCAGUACCCUCAGGCCCUGGCAGAUGCUGAACGCUCCAUUCAGCUGGCACCAGACUGGCCCAAAGGACACUUCCGCAAGGGCAGUGCUCUAAUGGGCAUGAAGCGGUACAGUGAGGCAGAGAAGGCUAUGGAGCAGGUGCUAAAACUGGACAAAGACUGUGAGGAGGCCGUCAACGACCUGUUAAACUGCAAAGUGCUGCAGUUAAUGGAGCUUGGUUUUGAUGAAGUGCAAAGUGUCCUUUUGCUGGAGAAAUUCUCAACUGUGCAGGCUGUUUUGGCAUCUUGUUCAGAUGCUGCCAGGGCUGGGAGCCAAGAUCAGUCAGUUGUGCAGCCAGGAAGCCCUUGCCCAUCUCUCUGGGUGGGAAAUGUGACAACUGAGCUAACUGAGAAACACCUAUGGGACCUUUUUAAAAUGUAUGGUGAGAUAGAGAGUAUCCGUGUGCUGCAUGAGAGAUUCUGUGCCUUUGUCAAUUUCAAGAAUGCAAACAUGGCAGCUCGUGCAAUGGAGAAACUAAAUGGUUAUUGCAUUGAGAACACACGUUUAGUGGUGCGCUAUCCUGACCGUCGCACUCAGAGGGUCAUCCCUUUCCCACUUAAAACCUGUCUUCCUGUCACACAGCAGGCAGGAGCAGCUGCUGGACCUCGAAGGCGUGGCCCAGUGAACGGAGAUGAGUGUUACUUCUGGAGAACCACCGGCUGCCAUUUUGGGGACAAGUGUCGCUACAAACACAUUCCUGAACAGAAAGGCAAGGACAGGAAACCCUGGCAGCCUUAAACUCAGUUUGCUUCAGUAGUGUGCAGGAAACUAGGAUGCACAGAGAGCGGAAGGAACCGGUACUAAAUGGACCAGGUUCUCUGGGCUAAAAAUACUCACUAUGGCAAAAUGGACCAGAAUAUUCAAAGGAUCAGAGCCAGCACUCUAAGGCUCUAAAGCAGGGAUAGUCAAACAUGUGCCACAAAGGACUGGGAGUGUGAUGGUUUUCACAAUACUGGAUGAUAUUGAUUAUCAGUUCACCAUUUAGCAGAUUGGAGCAAAGAAAACACCCGGUGUAGUUUUUGUUUGGAAUGAAAACCUUCAUAUUCGCAGCCGCUCUUGGCAUAUGGUGAUCUAUCCCCGCUGUAAGGGAUACAACAUAACGUCACAGGCCUACUACAGAAAGAGGAAGUUGAAUUGUUGAAUAUACUAAAAACAAAAAGGAAAAAAAAAAAGAUUGCCUCCGUUCUGUACAGCGGUGAUGAAAUGAUAAAGGACUUUAAUCCUUUAGAAAUGCCAAUAUACAGCAGUGUUUCUCCCUGUUUAUAAUGUACAGUAACUUGGCCGAUACUUUCACUUGUAGUUUGUGCAUCCACCACUUCUCGCAUCAGUCUAUGGUUUAGACUGAUGUUUCCAUUCAUACUCUCUGUUUCUGUGCCAAAAAUAGUAGAUUUUCCACCAGACCAAAGACUUACCAACAGAUUAUUUUGACAUUUGACAUUUUAGUACUUCCCCUACCUAGGUGUGUUUUUUCUCUUUAGCCAAUAAGCUACAGAGGCCCAGUGAGGAGCCUUUGGACUGUGCUAUGUAACCUUUUACAGUUUAGAUGAUUAUACAUGAAUAAGUGGACGUAUGUGACACAAAUUGGACUUGAAGGAUGGAAAAAUUGUAUGUUUGAUUAUGUUGGAUUAGGUCCAUAUUUCACAUUAUUUACUUAUUGGCUGCCCUUUUGUUAAAAUAUUGGGAAAGAGGACUUUUUAUCCUUUGUAACCAUACUUGUGGGAUGUAGAAGAAAUAAUAGAAACACUUGACAAUAUCAUGCAAUCCAGUAGAAUAAGUACUACCUUUAUGAAGGCUGUAGUGUUCAGGUUUUGUCGGGACUGUGUCAGAGAGGUAUUGUUUUAACUCUAUGGUAAAUUUAAAGCCAUAGAUUUUGGCUUUGUUUUAUUGGAUUGCAUGAUGUGUCAGGUUUAUCAAGUUCUUCAGUCUUCACUCCCUGUUUUGUGGCCUGUAGAUGAGCUGAGGCAUAUAUCUGUGCACCCAAUGCAAAUGAAUGGCCUUCAUAAGUUUUUAUCAUAGCUUUAGAAUAAUAGUCCAUGUAAUUUCUUGGUACAUUUGCAUAGUAAACAUCACAGUGCUUUCUGUCUAUGCAAAAGAAAUGUAGCGACUUGAUUGUCUGUUCUGUUUUAGACAUUCACACCUACCACGUAUGGCAAAUGCAAGUCUGCCCGAGGUUAUAGGUUGUUGUUGUCUAUGACCGACAUGCCGGUCACAUUGAUAAACUAAUUCAAACUACAAGACAGUGCCUUACAAAAAAUCAUGCUCAGUCAUGUGCGCACACACAAAGUCACGUGUGUAAGGUGAUGCUCUUACAGAACUCUUGAAAAGCAGUGUUUUUGACCCUAGGGCCUCCAUUUCAGUAUUUCAGUGAACCAAAGAAUGCUUCAUUUGAUGGCUCUGAAGUAAAAACAGCCUUGUUAUUUCAUGAGUUACAACACUAGACAUGCAUUAAAACUCAUUGGCAUGGGUAUGUAUCAUCCACUAGACAAGAAUUACAGUAAUGACAUCUGGUUUAAGUCUACACUACAUUCAUUAGUGUACUAUGCUCAGCAUAGUGACAGUAUUUAUUUUCCUAUUUAUACCUAUGAUUUUUUUCAACAUUUUUUUACAAAAAAAAAACAAACCUUGGGAGCUGAAUUCUGCUUUUUAAUUUACUGGCCGCCUUCUCUUCUCACUUUAGGGUAGGUUAAAGAAAUGUAUUUUCUACAAAUACAGUUUUCCCCAGUUUAUGUCUGGCCGUAGAAGGCAAGAAAGUGUUUGCUAUUUGUAGUAAUUGGUGUGAACACUGUCUCACACCUUACUUCUGCUUUUCAUGUAUUACUUUCUGUCUUGUGGCUUAAACUUGUGAGAAAGGAAUUAGACACCAAACUUCAAGACUGCACUUGUUGAACAAACUUGCUUGUUCCUUUAUGUAAUUGGUGCUGUUAACUGCUGUGGUCACACAUUGCAUUUAAUUUUGUAGUCGUCAAUGGAAUUCAUGGGUUGUUACCAUAGCAUCUUUUAAUUUAAUCUAAUACAUAUUUCCACAUUGGACAAGAGGUUUCCCUGGGUUUGUUAGUAAUUUGCUGUGUUUUUAAUUUUCUUACCCCUAUUCAAACUGCUAUUUCAGGAAAAUGCAUUUUUAAUUAUGUUGUAUACAUUAAUAACCUGAGCACUGCAAUCUUGUUAAUCUUCCAAAUAUUUUGUAUUAUCAUUACUGCACUGCAAAAGAGUCUUUUAUAUUUAAUAAAUGUAUUUGAACCACCUA
Messenger RNA from Thunnus maccoyii (southern bluefin tuna), 4206 nucleotides. RefSeq lists its product as uncharacterized. The transcript has 16 exons. Bases 147 to 1700 code for a protein of 517 amino acids. NCBI's taxonomy places the organism in Eukaryota, Metazoa, Chordata, Actinopteri, Scombriformes, Scombridae. The record is from RefSeq and is a predicted model, not a curated record. Gene Ontology annotation, molecular function: metal ion binding; RNA binding; protein binding.